Saimiri boliviensis boliviensis (Bolivian squirrel monkey) is the source of this 552-nucleotide messenger RNA. It is a transcript of the gene FATE1, whose product is annotated as fetal and adult testis expressed 1. The record is from RefSeq and is a predicted model, not a curated record. Gene Ontology annotation, molecular function: ubiquitin protein ligase binding. Gene Ontology annotation, cellular component: mitochondrial outer membrane; mitochondria-associated endoplasmic reticulum membrane contact site; endoplasmic reticulum. Gene Ontology annotation, biological process: negative regulation of apoptotic process; negative regulation of mitochondrial calcium ion concentration. Lineage: Eukaryota; Metazoa; Chordata; Mammalia; Primates; Cebidae.
AUGGCAGGGGGCCCUACCAGCACCAGGGAGGAGAUGGAAACGUCCCUGGCUGAAGAACUGAAUCAUGGAAGCCAAGGGCAAAACCAAGAGCACCUGGUGAUAGCAGAAGUGAUGGAGCAUGGAUCUCGGCCCCUGGGUGUCCCCCUGAAGAGGCAGAAGUUGGAACCAAAAGCUGCUGGCUCUGCUGCAGCCAAACCAGUUUGGAAUAUGACUGCCACCCGGCCCAAGAAAAUGGGGACCCAGCUGCCAAUGCCCAGAAUGCUGAGAGAAUCAGGCCAUGGGGACGCCCAUUUCCAGGAGUGUCCUGGUAGUUUCCAAGGCACACGAUUUCACCAUGAUCGCAACCCAGAGACAGGUACAGUGGCGGAGACUGGCCUGGAAGAGUUCAAUGGACUGGAGAUGGAAAUCAUCAAAAAACAGCUGUGUGCAGUCAGUGGGCGUCUGCGUGCCCUGGAGGAGCAGGAUGCCACCUGGCGUCAGAGGGAGACCCUGAUCUUCGCCUUGCUGGUGUCAGCCAGCAUUGCCAACCUGUGGCUAUGGAUGCACCAGUGA